ACACACAACCACCACACAUACUUGUGUUUACUUUAUUACAACAGUAAUCAGUUAAAAAUACAAUCACUCAUAAAGAUGUAUAAGAAAGUAAAACUGCUUAUGAAGAAAGUACUAAAAAUUCUCUGGUACAGUUCUGGGGGACUUUUGGCAUUCAAAUAUAUAUUGGGUUCCUCCUGUAAAAAUGUUGUGCCGUCUUUGAUACUUAACGAGGGAAAGCUAAAAUAAGUGAAAGAGUUAGACUAAUUGUAGAAUUAAAAUCUACAUUCAAAAUCGAAAAAGCAUAUUAAUCGCAGGACGAUAGCAUGCACUGUAGUAUAAUGCCACAUUUAUAUCCACAGCAAAGAUUCAACAGAAUGCAAAUUAAAUCAUGAAUACAAUGUGAGCCUUCGCAUUCAAUCUGAGCAAAGAAAUGUUUAUUUUGGCGUAAUCAAAAAAAUAAAAAAUAAAAAUCGUAAGAUAAACAACUCGCGUCAUAUUAAUCCGCGAGACAUUCAGUAGUUUCAUCCUCUCAGAGCAAUAGUCCUUCGGUUCACACCAUUACUUGACAAAACACUUAAAAGAUUAAGCAAAAUAGUCGAUAUACGUGUUCUCUAGAUAAAACAUAACUUUUAAAAUGAAUCAUGAUACAUUAUAAAACCGAUUAAGCGUUUGUCCCACUCGUCUUUUCCCCGUGACGGAUAAAUGAGUUCCGGCCAGCUCUGAGGACAGGAAGCGAGGAGACGCUGAUGGCGCCCGACUAGAAAGCAUAGCAACUAUUCGCUUUCAAAGAUUUAUUUAUUUCGCCUUAUUCGCGAGCUUGAAGAGCAAAACAGACGUCCAUUCACGAGCAGAGAUGGAUUCUGAUGACAUGGAGGUGGAGAGCAGCAGUGAUGUGGGGCAUUCUGGGAUGGAGGAGCCAUCAGAAAGCGGCAUGUGCAUGGAGUCUUCAGAAGCCAUGUCUGCUGAUAGCAGCGAUGCAGCCGCUCCUCCUGCUGCCACGGCCCCAGAAUCAGACUGUCACGUAGGACAGAGCUCAGAGGGACUUGUGGUGUUUAUCCCAGAGACAAGCUCCAGUACAGAUGUCCAAAGAGUUCAUCUCCCAGACUCCUCUUCUGUCGCCCAGUCAACCAGUGUGUCCAGUGUCUCCACGGUGACACAAUCGGUCCUGGUGUCGGAGUCUGUCCAGGUCCUGGUGCACUCCAGUGCUGUUUCUGAAGGAGGAAUGAUGGUUUCUGAUUCCACUGCUUCCACGUCUUCAGAUCUUGGCUCAGCUAUUGAUAAGAUCAUCGAAUCCACCAUUGGGCCUGACAUUAUGAAUGGAUGUAUUGCAGUUACAAGCGCAGAGGACGGCAGUGCAGAGACCACACAGUAUCUGAUACUCCAAGGUCCUGAUGAUGGAGCUCCUAUGGUGGCUCGGAUGUCUUCCUCUGCGCUGUCGAACCGCAUUGCCAUUGAAGCCCUUGCAGAUGGACCCACCUCCACUUGCCUGGACCAGGCAGACCUGUCAGAAAACCCGCAGGGCAGCGUGGAACCCGACCAGCCUGGACACUCUGGAUACCGUGAGCACGACGACAGCAGCAGUAGCUGCAGCCGCCCAGACCAGCCUCAGCACUCUCAGUACAUAGAAUGCAGUGGAGGAGACGACCCAGACCAGACCAGGGAGGCUCGGUACAUCGAAUGCUCGGGAGCCGAACCAGACCAGACCUCACAUCAUUCUGGGGUCACCGGCUACAACGUGGCUGACUCGGAAGAACCUCUUCGGCGUUAUGCAGCAGAGUGCAGCGGAACGAACGGUAGCCCUCAGAGACGCUCGUUUCGCUCCUCUCGCUAUGUCGUAGAGUGCAGUGAUGGGUUUUUGGAGUACGAUGCAGAGAGGGCGGAGCAGCCACAGCAUUCACGUUAUAUCGACAGCAGCAUGGAUGAUAGGGAGCACGUCUCAGCCUCGGAGCAGGAAGAAAGCGUGGUAGAAGAGCCCCAGCACUCCUACAUGCCGCAGGGCUCGCUAUAUGCCGACGAGGGCACUGUUCGCCAUUCCCUGGCUGACACAAUGGGGUCCCAGCUCACCGAUCAAAUGGACUGCAACGAUAACUUGCCUGGCCCAUACAUAAGUAGCAGUGGGACCUAUUCCACCCACCCAGAGCCUGAAGCGGUGGAGUCUGGGGUGGUGGUUGAGUCCGGGCACAGAACCCCAGACAUGGCCGAACUGGAGGAAAUGAUGGAGGUGGUGAUCGUACAGCAGUUUAGGUGUAAGAUGUGCCCAUAUAAAAGUGUCUCUAAGGAUACGCUCAUCAACCACAUGAGAGACAAACACUUUAAACCAACAGGUGUUCAAGGCCAAAAGAAACGUGGACGGGGGCGUCCUCGAAAGGCCGAAAGCAAAGCACGAGCGGCCGCUGCGGUCAAAAAGGAGGAGCCGCCGGAAGAGGAAGAAGAUGACAUCAUUGAUGCGGGCGCUCUUGAUGAUCAAUGUGACAGUGAUUAUAAGCCAGCUGAUGAAGAGGCCAGGCCCAAAUUGGCUGCCAGUCACUCCACUCCUCCUUCCUGCUCUUCAUCAUCUUCCUCUACCUCACGGAAACGUCCACGCAGGAUGGUGGGGCCACCCCGCAAAUUCCUUCCUGAGUCAGAGUCACCAGCAGUGUCUCAAACAAACAAUGCAGAGGAGCCUCAGGCUCCUGAAGAAGCAAGUUCCUCUGGAUUGGAGAAUGGAACUUCCUCAUUAUCCAAUGGGACGGCAGCGGAACCAGGCGUCAGCCAGUCAGAUUCAGAGAACAAAGAUCCCUCAUCAAACACAAGCCCUGAUGACCUGGAAUUUUUGCCCAAAAAACGAGGCCGGCCUUCAAAACGUUUCCUUCAGAAGAAGUACAAAAAGUACAUGAAUCGCAAUAAAUACUACAGAUCCCUUAAGCCUCUGCUGAGGCCUCAUAAUUGCUGGAUCUGUGGCUCUCGCUUUCUAUCACAAGAGGAUCUCAGAUUCCAUGUGGAUUCUCAUGAGGGAAACGACCCUGAGCGCUUCAAGUGCCUGCAGUGCAGCUACCGCUGCAAACGGUGGUCCUCACUGAAGGAGCACAUGUUCAAUCAUGAAGGUACAAAACCUUACAAAUGUGAGGUAUGUGAUUACUCCAGUGUUUACAAGAAAGAUGUGAUCCGGCAUUCAGCCGUCCACAACAAAAGCAAGAGUCGGAAGACAGAUAUGUCUUGUGAAAAUCCUUCACAGGUUCCCAAAGUGUCCGAGUUUCCAUGCCCCAUCUGCUGCCGCGUGUACCCCAUGCAGAAACGCCUGACGCAGCACAUGAAGACACACAGCACGGAGAAACCUCACAUGUGUGACAAGUGUGGGAAAUCCUUCAAGAAGCGCUACACUUUCAAAAUGCAUCUUCUCACGCACAUACAGAACUGUGGCAACAGCACGUUUAAGUGUGAGUUUUGUGAGUACACCUGCAAUGACAAGAAGCACCUGCUCAAUCACCAGCUGUCCCACACCAAUGACAAACCUUUCAAAUGUGAAGAGUGCAAAUACUCCACGAGUAAAGAGGAUUUCCUGGUGUCCCACAUUGCUAUUAAACACACUGGUGAAAAGCCCUUCUCCUGCGAAAUGUGCCACUUCACAACAAGACAUAGAAAGAACCUGCGGCUGCAUGUGCAGUGUCGCCACCCCGAGGCCUUCGAUGAGUGGAGUCGAUCCCACCCAGAGGAGCCAAUUCGUCGACGGCAGACGCCCGUUUUCACCAUGGAGGAGAUUGAGGAGCUGAAAUUACAGCAAGAAACCCAGGGAUUUCAGGGGACAAUUGUAACGGUAAACCCCAUUACUCUCCAAACCAUGGAGUCCAUAGGGAACACAUCUGUAUCCCAAGAUGCACUAGGAAACACUACCAUCAUUUAUGAGCAAGCCCAGAAUACAGACCUAUCAGCCCAGAAUGCUCUAGAUCUGUUGCUAAACAUGAGUAACGCCAGAGAACUGCAGGUGGCGGUGCUGAAAACCGACGGUAAGACUUUAGAGACGGGAGCAUGGCCCGGAGCUGGCUCUGGGGGUGAGCCUCAAAAGAUCGUCACCUUCCAUGUGUCAGAAAACGGGGACACUCUGGUUCAGGAGGCGUUUGAGGCUGCUACAGGGGCCGCGGAGCAAGAGGAGACAACUGAUGCGUCGCAGGAAGUGACGCAGAUUGGCAUCGGUGCAUACGAGGGAGCAGAUUUCAGUGUGGUUGAGCAGGCCUCCGACGAGACGGCACACAGCAGUUUAGAGGAACCUUCAGCAGAGCCUCAGGUCAUGGAAGUGAGCACGGAGCCCUUGUCCAUCUCUACACCUCUCAAAGAGAAUAAAGAGAAGUUUUUCCUGAGCUCAGGCUUGACUGAUGGAGUCCUGCAGCAGGUAGAGCUAAGCAGUGAAGCUCCAGGUUCCCCUUCUCUGUGUCCAUCACCCCCUUCUCAACAGUUCAACACCAAACGCUUCUCCUGUCGCAUCUGCAUGGAGGCUUUCCACGGCCGCUCGGACAUGGAGAACCACAAGAGGGCGCACAUAGACCCCAAAACAUUCAAGUGUCCAGACUGUGACUUUACAGCACCUUCUUGGCCAGAAGUCAAGUCUCACAUGGCCAUGCACGCAUAUUUGAGGCCUCAUAAAUGCACCAGCUGCAGUUUUGCUUCAAAAAACAAGAAAGACCUGAGACGCCACAUGAUGACACACACCAACGAGAAGCCUUACGCCUGUCAGGUCUGCGGCCAGAGGUUUAACCGUAACGGCCAUCUAAAGUUUCACAUGGAAAGGCUUCACACUCAGGAACCCUCGCCCCGUAAAACCCGCUCUGUCCCUUCUCAGCAGACCAUCAUCGUUAACAGCGAUGAAGAAGCUUUAGCCACACUACAGAAUCUGCAGGCGGGUCAGACAGUCAUCAGUCCGGAGAGGUUGCAGCAGGCUUUGGGUCAGGAACACAUCAUUGUGGCUCAGGAUCAGUCGCUUUCUGACCAGGAGGAGGCGACAUAUAUUCAGCAGAUCACAACAGUAGACGGACAGACGGUACAGCACUUAAUGACUGGAGACAAUCAGGUCACUGAGGUCCAGUAUAUCAUCUCUCAGGAUGGAGUUCAGCACCUUCUCCCACGGGAAUAUGUGGUGGUAUCUGAUGGAAACCACAUUCAGAUGGAGGAUGGGCGGAUCGCUCACAUUCAGUACGAGCAUGAUGGGACGUUUCUGCAGGAGCAACAGAUUGCUCUGUCUCAGGAUGGACAGAUCCAGUAUGUCCCCAUCACUGCCGAGCAGCAGGUUGUCGCCCCUGAGGACCUGGAGGCAGCCGCCCAUUCCGCUGUCACUGCUGUUGCAGACGCAGCCAUGGCUCAGGCUCAGGCGGUUUACACAGAGGCCACACCUGAACAACUGGAGCAGCUGCAACAGCAGGGCAUCCAGUAUGACGUCAUCACUUUUACUGAGGAGUAAAAACAAGACACACACUUUGACUAUUAUUUAACAAGCACCGACACAGACAGAGCAUCUGCGGCUCGUCUCAGUUACAGAUGCCUGCAGUGGACAUCGCAAACUUUGAUGAGUUAUUCCACAGACUUAAAUUAGAAAGAGGGUGAAUGUACAGUUAGAUCCUCUCUGCAAAUUAUACAACUUAUGCCAUUGUAAAUAUUUAGAGCAUUUAUCUUUGUGUGCCUACAGUGUUUUGCCUUGUAAAGAAAAGAAACACGAAAGCCGAAAGGAGCCUGUAUAGAGAAUCCUGUAUAUAAUUCUACAUGUUGCUGUGAUGUAAUACGGUGGAUGCUACUUCAAAGACAGUGUGUGAAUAGUAGACUGGAGGAUUGACAUUAACAUUGUUAUGAAACAGUUCUUAGCUGUUUCUAAAGUGCUUAUAAAGGAGGGUUAAUCAUUUGUUUUCAUUUUAUGUAAAAUGUGCUGUUUCAUCUUUAGCUUCUUAAGUUUUAAAGAUUUGUUUUUCUUUGAGAUGGCUACUGAAAGGAACUUAAAAUGCAUACCAAAUAAAUCACAACCUCUUUAUCUGAACGUAUCGUUUUUCUUAGUGUCAUCAUCAUGCUAUCAUAUUCUACAGGUUGUACAGAGCUGCUGCACUUGAUACAAGGGAACAGAAUAUAAUAGAAUAUGAAAUAGUUUAUGGUGCGUUAUUUUUGCUUUGUGUACAUUAUUAAGACAUCUUAAUGCCAAGCUUUGUCAGGUUAAAAAAAGUUUCAAGUGAACUCGGAUGUGUCAAAUCACUGCAUUCUAUUCUGCAUUUUGUCUGCCCAGUACCAAAGAUAAGGUCCAUCCAAUUGGCUAUUAAAAGGUUGGGUUUUUCUUUUGUUUGAGACAUGAGCUGUAAAACUGGAUAUAACUGCAGAGAUAUUGUUGAUCAACUAACGUGUAAUGUUGUGGUCGGUCAUUGCAUUUGCCAAGUUUCUUUUGAAUUUGCAGGCUAAAGGUAGAGUCAACAUGAUUUUCUAUUGUAUUCAAUUACUGUAGAUAUGGGUAAAUCUUAAAUGAACCCUGAACACCAUUGGUAAAGCUUCUGGAGAUGAUGCCUCAGAGUAAUAUUCAAUUAACUGUUUGUGGUGGUAAAGAAAUAUCUGGCUUCAUUACUGAGUGACUGUCUUGAUUAACACAUUUGAAGAACGUCAUUUUGACCAAGAAACAAGGACACACUUCCUAUUCCUGUCAGUUGUUCGUCAUGGUCUUAUAUUUAGAUGGUUUGUUCCUCAGUUUGACAGAAGAAUUAAGUUCUCCACAGUCAGUCCAGCUUUAGAGAACAUUUGAACUAUUAGAGAAGAAAAUGAAACUGAUUUUCUUUCUUCUUGUGCUCUUGAAGAACGAUCUCAGUGGAGUAAACACAACUCUUCUCUCUGCAAAAUCAACCGUCAAGCCAGCAGUCUGGAUGCCGUCUUCUCCAUCUACAGCCAUUGUUUCUGAGAAUGAUGCAGAGAAACUUGGCUGGAGAACAUCCUUCAUGCUUGGUGCUGUUUUGAGUCUUGUGGUGUUUGCUGCCGUCUCAGUGACUCUUGUGUUCCUUCACAAGACUGAGAAGAAAAAAUCCACAGAUAAAUACAGAACUUGCAGUUCUCUCGACACCAUUAACGCCACUGAUUUUUAAAUAUAAUGGCUGAACAUAGUCCAUGCUUUUCUUUGUACACUCAGAUAAAUACAGAACUUGCAGUUCUCUCGACACCAUUCUGGAGGUGACAUAUGUUCUGCAGAACAACCCUACAGAUGGACAGAUUCUAGAGUACUUAAAGAGCAGACACAAUGAAAUCACUGAGGUACAACUUCUGCUUCAGUUUGUAAGAAUCACUAUAAAAUAGGUUCAAAUAAAUAGGUUCAAAAUUCUCAGUCAUAUGGGCUGAUGAUGAAAUCACAGAUUGACAGAACUGUCUCCAUCUCUUCUUCUGUCUUCCAUUGCCCUGGGCCUGUAUAUAAAUUCUCAGGAUGGUGUUCAACAAUUAAUCCCACAAGAGCUUGUUAUGGAAUCUCAAGGUUGAACGCCAAACAAAACAUAAAGUCAUUUCUGUGUCAAUUUCUUGGUGGAUAGGGACAUUAUGUCCAUGACCUUUAACAAUUUCCCCAAUAAAGUUGCGAUCAUUUAAAUGUUCAAUCAACAGAGUAUUCAAUUCUAGAAUGUUCUCUAAUGCAAGAAAUAUGAUGGAGGGAUGAAAACAAUCGAAACUUGGAGAUCAGAGGUGGUGCAAAUCAAAAUGGGUUCAGGCACCCUAAAGGGGUGUCAUAGAAAAAAAAGUAAAAAAAAUUACUAAAUUUGACUUUACUGUUUCAGUGUAAAUGCUGGUUGGAAAUCAUGAGAUUAAUCACAUUUAUUUUUUGACAGUAAUAGUAUACACAUCUAACAACGAUACUCCUAAUGAUGGGUAGAACAACAUAUAUUAACUUAGAUGAUAUAAAAUUGAUAGUUUUGUGCAGAUAUGGUUGUUAAGAUAACAUGUAAUGCUAAAGCAUUAUGCGGUUUCUCAUAUGCUGAGAGAGCCGUCGAAAAUUAUUUUCUGAUGUGUUUGAAAACAUGUCACUUGUAUUGAAAUCAAAAUAUUAAAUUAACUGUUUGUGGUGGUAAAGAAAUAUCUGGCUUCAUUACUGAGUGACUGUCUUGAUUAACACAUUUGAAGAACAUCAUUUUGACCAAGAAACAAGGUCACACUUCCUUUUCCUGUCAGUUGUUCGUCAUGGUCUUAUAUUUAGAUGGUUUGUUCCUCAGUUUGACAGAAUAAUAAAGUUCUCCACAGAUAGUCCAGCUUUAGAGAACAUUUGAACUAUUAGAGAAGAAAAUGAAGCUGAUUUUCUUUCUUCUUGUGCUCUUGAAGAACGGAACGAAUCCAACUGAAGGACUGCAUGUGAUUUAUUUAUCAGGGCAAAUUAUUUUAAAAUAUUCCUUUAAUUCGUAUUAUAAUAGUUUUGAAAAAGUUUGCUGUAAGUUUUUUCAGUGGAAUUGCUUUGUGAAUAGUAGAGGACAAGUUGAUCCUCUGUAUGAAGGAAGAAUAUACAUCAGAAACUACAUUGGAGAAUUUGAAGUAAGAAUUACAGACCUGACUGUAAGGGAUGCUGGCAAAUACAGAUGUGGUGUCAGAAUAUUCCCUUCCACCUUUGAAGAUGUUGAAGUUACAGUUUCUGACAUAAAAGAUCUCAAUGGAGUAAACACAACUCCUCUCUCUGCAAAAUCAACCAACAAGCCAGCAGUCUGGUGGUCGUCUUCUCCAUCUACAGCCAUUGUUUCUGAGAACGACGCACAGAAACUCAGUGAUGACUGGAGAACAUCCUACACUCUCGCUGCUGUUUUAACUGUUCUGGUGUUUGCUGUCAUCUCAAUGACACUGCUUGUGUGUCGUCUAAAGACCAAGAAGAAAAAAUCCACAG
Molecule: messenger RNA, 8815 nt
Organism: Megalobrama amblycephala (Wuchang bream)
Lineage: Eukaryota; Metazoa; Chordata; Actinopteri; Cypriniformes; Xenocyprididae
Product: zinc finger protein 335-like
Biological process (GO): positive regulation of neurogenesis; regulation of gene expression; brain development
Cellular component (GO): nucleus
Molecular function (GO): RNA polymerase II cis-regulatory region sequence-specific DNA binding
Source: RefSeq, a predicted model, not a curated record